Gasterosteus aculeatus aculeatus (three-spined stickleback) is the source of this 4909-nucleotide messenger RNA. RefSeq names its product endoplasmic reticulum to nucleus signaling 1 (gene ern1). Gene Ontology annotation, molecular function: ATP binding; protein serine/threonine kinase activity; RNA endonuclease activity. Lineage: Eukaryota; Metazoa; Chordata; Actinopteri; Perciformes; Gasterosteidae. Gene Ontology annotation, biological process: mRNA processing; intrinsic apoptotic signaling pathway in response to endoplasmic reticulum stress; IRE1-mediated unfolded protein response. Gene Ontology annotation, cellular component: IRE1-TRAF2-ASK1 complex. The record is from RefSeq and is a predicted model, not a curated record.
AGUCCAGCCCACUCACUUCAGGAAGAAGCAGGAUCCAGCGCCGCGGCCGCCGCUGAUGGCUCUGACGUUACAGCGCAGGUUUAAACCGUCGUUUCGGUAAACGUGUGGCCGCGAGCCGGGACAUGUCUCCCAUGUAGCCGCCCCGACCGGCUGUAGUGUCGCGGGUUCGAGAGCAGAGAUCAUGGACCGGACGCGGAGCGGCACUCGGGCCCUGCUGUGCUGCUUCUGUGCGCUGCUCUUCUGGGUCGGUCUCCCACAAAAGGGGUUCUGCAGCGCCACGGUUUCCCUCCCGGAGAGCCUGCUCUUUGUGUCCACGCUGGACGGGAACCUCCACGCCGUCAGCAAGAAAUCCGGCGCCAUCAAAUGGACUCUGAAGGAAGAUCCAGUUCUUCAGGUCCCCACGCAUGUGGCAGAACCAGCCUUUCUGCCAGACCCCAACGAUGGCAGCCUGUAUUCUCUGGGAGGAAAGAACAAGGAAGGCCUCACCAAAUUACCGUUCACUAUCCCCGAGUUGGUCCAAGCUUCUCCCUGCCGCAGCUCCGAUGGUGUCCUUUACAUGGGUAAGAAGCAGGACCUGUGGUAUGUGGUGGACCUGUUGACUGGUGAGAAGCAGCAGACUUUGACUUCCUCCUUUGCCGAGAUGUUGUGUCCCUCUUCGUCGCUUCUCUAUCUGGGACGCACAGAGUACACCAUCACCAUCUACGACACAAAGAGCCGAGAGUUGCGCUGGAACGCCACCUAUUCCGACUACGCCUCCACCCUUCCCGACGACGACACCAAAUACAAGGUCGCUCACUUCGUGUCCAACGGGGACGGCCUGGUGGUGACUGUGGACAGCGACUCGGGAGACGUGCAGUGGGUGCAGAACUACAACUCUCCGGUGGUGGCCAUGUACAUCUGGCAGCGCGAGGGGCUGCGCAAAGUUCCCCACACCAACGUCGCCGUGGAAACCCUGCGCUACCUCACUUUCAUGUCGGGAGAGGUCGGCCGCAUCACGCAGUGGAAGUACCCGUUCCCCAAAGAGAACAAGCCCAAGAACAAGUUCCUGGCCACUUUGUAUGUGGGUAAAUACUCCACCAGUCUUUAUGCCUCUCCCUCCCUGGUGCACGAUGGAGUCACGGUGGUGCCCCGCGGCAGAACCUUCCCCAUGCUGGAGGGUCCGGACAGCCAGGAGACCGACGAGGACAAGGAGUGUGUCAUCACGCCCAGCACCAGCGUCAAGUUCAACGCUGCGCUCCGGGAGCGAAACCGCAUCAACUUCAUGAGGAACUACUUGCUCCUCAUAGGUCAUCAUGAGACGCCUCCUGAAGCUCACAAGAAGAUCCUCGAGAAGUUCCCCGACAGCUUCCCUCGCCAUCAAGGCAACGUCAUCCCACCGACUACUGACAAGAUAGUUGAAGAGAAGGGGAAUGAUGAUGUCCCCCCUUCUCCUUCGCCAAAAACCUCCAUCCAGGAACCUGCGAUCAUUGGGCGCACUGUGCGUUCAGAGGCUCCGGUGGACUCGAUGCUCAAAGACAUGGCCACCAUCAUCUUCUCUACUUUCCUCCUGGCUGGCUGGGUGGCCUUUAUGAUUACUUACCCCAAAAGUGUUCACAAGCAGCAGCAGCUGCAGCACCAGGAGUUCCAGAGACAGAUGGAGGAGAAGUUGGAGCUGCUCCAGAGGCAGCAGCCGUUCCCCGCUGCGGACGUGGGCCUGGGCAUGGCCCCGGACGGCGACUACCUGGAGGGGGCCCACAAUCGCUAUGAAUGCUCGGACCACAGCAGCCCCAAUGUCACCCCCCGCGCCUCCAACCACAGCAACCUGUCCGUGUCUGAGCUGGGAAGCUCGGCCAACGAGCACGAAGAUGAGGAGGACUCUAAUACAGUCAGAGUGGGCAAUGUCACUUUCCGCCCCAGAGAGGUCUUGGGUCACGGCGCCGAGGGCACCAUCGUGUACAAGGGGCAGUUUGACAACCGUGCAGUGGCAGUUAAGAGAAUCCUCCCAGAGUGCUUCAGCUUUGCAGACCGUGAGGUCCAGCUGCUGAGGGAGUCCGACGAGCACCCCAACGUCAUCCGCUACUUCUGCAAGGAGAGGGACCGCCAGUUCCAGUACAUCGCGAUCGAGCUGUGUGCCGCCUCACUUCAGGAGUAUGUGGAGAGGAAGGAUUUUGACCGCCACGGACUGGAACCAGUGAUGCUUCUUCAGCAGACCAUGUCUGGACUGGCCCAUCUGCACUCUCUCAACAUUGUCCACCGAGACCUGAAACCUCACAACAUCCUGGUGUCCAUGCCCAACGCCCACGGUCGGGUCCGGGCCAUGAUCUCAGACUUUGGCUUGUGUAAGAAGCUGGCAGUGGGCCGCCACAGUUUCAGUAGAAGGUCUGGGGUGCCGGGCACCGAGGGCUGGAUCGCGCCCGAGGUUCUCAGUGAGGACUGCAAAGACAACCCGACCUGCGCUGUGGAUAUCUUCUCUGCCGGUUGUGUGUUCUACUACGUGGUGUCUCAGGGAAGCCAUCCGUUUGGCAAGUCUCUGCAGCGGCAAGCAAACAUCCUGCUGGGCACGUACAGCCUCGACCAUCUGCAAACCGACAAACAUGAGGACAUAGUAGCAAGAGAUCUAAUCGAGCAGAUGGUGAGCAUGGAGCCCCAUAGGAGGCCCUCAGCUGAGAGCGUUCUCAAACACCCUUUCUUCUGGAGCCUGGAGAAGGAGCUGCAGUUCUUUCAGGAUGUCAGCGACAGAAUAGAAAAGGAACCGCUGGACGGACCAAUCGUGAGACAGCUGGAGAGAGGGGGGAGGGCGGUUGUCAAGGCUGACUGGAGAGAACAUAUCACAGUGCCCCUGCAGACUGACCUGCGUAAGUUUCGCUCCUACAAGGGCGGGUCAGUCCGAGACCUGCUCCGUGCAAUGAGAAACAAGAAACAUCAUUACCGAGAGUUGCCCGUGGAGGUUCAGGAGACUCUGGGCUCCAUCCCCGACGACUUUGUCUCCUACUUCACCUCCCGCUUCCCCCACCUGCUAAUGCACACGUACCGGGCCAUGCGCACCUGUGUGUCGGAGAGGCUGUUCCUGCCUUACUACUCCACAGCAGAGCAGCUCGCAGCAAUUCGGGCCCAGUGCCCCCCACCCGGGCCGCACGGACAAAAUGAGCCGUGCAACCUGCCAACAGACACAUCGUCGUCGUCGUCCUCACAACCGCAGGUCCCCGCGCCGCCCUCACAGCCGGAGCAGGUCCCGCACACGGAGCAGGUCCCGCACACGGCGCCCGCCACUUCACCGGAUGGGCCCGCGUUCUCGCAUUCGCCUGUUCAGACUUCACAGCCUGAGCUGCCCACACAGACUGACUUGCAGGGGGAGACAUUGAACCCCACCUCUGCCUCAGAAUCCCCCACAGAGCCUCUCGGGCAAAGGGAAUUGAGCCUGUCUGCGACGCACACACCGCCAGCUCCACCCGCACCGGAGAACGAACCGGUGUGAACCCCACCCCGUCUCCCCCCCCAGCCAGAGUCGGGUGCACCAAGCACAGAUGGGAGCAUCGCCUUCACGAGUGGACAGAGUUGCUGCACCACGAGCUGGUGAGGACCAGGCCUGCAGUGCCUGGGAUCCACGGCCGGGCGUAGCGGCUGCGCCCGCGUUUAAGUGCCUUCUGCUCGCCUGAGUGGAACUGUGUCCUGAACCGAACCGUCCCCUCGGCCCCCAGGAGGUCGGAUACCCAACAGGGGGCUGUUGGAACAUUAUCUUGUAGCUGGACUGAGCAGAGAGAAUAUUUUAUUUUAUAACAGCAUGUCCAAAAAUAGUGUUUGUCCCAAAAACAUGUGGCCUCUAUUGUGGGGGGGGGGGUUCUGGAUGUUUUUAUAGUGCAAUGUUGUAUUUCCGAGUGAGGCCUGUUCACUGCACAGAUGCUGUAUGUAUAUUUUUGUAUAGACUGAUUCUGAAAAUUGGAUCAUUGAUGAUGAAUCAUUCUUAACGUGGCCAAUGUGCCUUUUUUUUCUUUUUAUAUAACCGUGCUGCAUUGGUGCAGGUCUUUAAUUCAACUGUGCGAAAUGUUGUUGAUUCCAGUUAAUGCUGCUAAACUGCUUCUCUUUGUCAAUCAAGAUUAGAUUAAGAUCUAUUGUGCUGACUCGGUCAGAGGCGACGGUUCCAAAGGCCGUUCAGGGUGGCUUCUGAUUACAGCCGGUCGUUGGAUUGAUGCGAUUAUCAAACCAAUCAAAUUUGAGGUUUAGAUGUCAAGUGGCAGAACUAACAUAACUUUUUAAGGGUGUCAAAGUGAAGUCAUUGACUUGCACAUUACUUUUUUUAAAUUUGUUUUUAAUACUAACAUUUUCCUCGUUUUGAUUAUUGUAUCUCACAAUGGCUCUUGGGGGAAUAUUGACAUGCAUUUGACAACAGCGGCGUGCCUAGAAGAAGCUGGACACCUUUUAGUGGUCACAGGGCGUGACCGUAUGUUCAGGAGAAGCUACGGCGACGGUUAACAUUGUUUAGCGUUGCUUCGUUCAUGGUGUCACUCCCCAAGUUUUGUAGCAUUUCCAAAUGACAGCAGACAUGUUAAAUGAAGAAGUCUCUCACAAAGAGGAGCAGCACAGGGCGGUACUGAGCCGGGGUCUGGUGUACACACACACCCCUGCACUAACAAUGGAAUGGUCCUGGGGUGUAACUUGAAAUAAUGUCGUCAUAAAGGUAACUUAGUCUUUCUUUUCUUCCCGUUUGAACUGUGUUAAAUUCAACGGUCAGACUCACUAGGCUUGUCCCCUGGUUAUUUUUCUUAAGUUUAAAUGCUGUUUUACAAUAUUUUAAAAUAUUGGUCCCCAUUUUUUAUACCUGCCAUUUUCUACAUGAUUUUGUAAAUUGAAUCCACUUUUGCAUUUCCGUUCCACUUGUGGGGAUCCGAGUUGUUCUAAUAUGGAAUAAAUACUGCUUGUGCUUACACCAGCG